AUGUUCGGUUCACUUUUAGAGUUGAGCGAUAACUUCUUUGCUUAUAAUUUAAAAUAUUUGUUUUUUGUUGGAUUAUGGCCGGACGAUCCUUGGGCCAAGGAGAACCCAACUCUGUACAAAAUGUACGAAAUAACUACACACAUACUGUCAGUUAUUUUCUUGAUCACUACCGGCAUCGGGACCUACCAAAUAAAGGACGACGUAGUUCUGCUCAUGACCAAUUUGGACAAGUGUUUGGUAGCGUACAAUUUUGUCGCGAAAGUAGCCAUUUUCGUUUCCAAACGCAGGCAAGUUGAGAUUCUUAUUUCGGAGAUUGUUAAUUCUGGCGAUCAGAUAGCUGAAGAACGUAAAAAGAUGAUGUUGACGAUGAUCGUAGUUAUAACUGGAUUUUGUACAUCUAUAGUGGCUGCAUUUAGUGCUUUAGCUUUGUAUCACAACGAAUUAUCUGUGGAGGCUUGGAUGCCUUUUGACCCGAUGGAAAGCAAGAUGAACUUGUUGACGGCAUCUCAACUGUUGGCUAUAACCAUUGUGGUCCCGGUGAUUUGGCGAGCUAUAGCUAUGCAAGGGAUCGUUUGCAGCAUAAUUAUGUACUUGUGCGAUCAGCUGGUUGAAUUGCAAGAAAGGAUCAGGUCGCUGGAGCUCAGUUCCAUGACUGAAAGAGCUGUGAGAGAGGAAUUUAAGGAUAUUGUUAAAAAACAUGUUCGGUUGAUGGGGUACAGUCAAGAUAUGAAUAAAAUAUUCGAAGAGUAUUUCUUGAUCCAGAACUUAGCAGUCACUUUAGAAUUAUGUCUCAAUGCUCUGAUGGCCACAAUGGUUGGUUUCGAGCAAAAAACUCUGUUGGUUACUUUCUUUGCCUUUUUAUGUGUCGCGUUGAUGAAUGCAUACAUUUAUUGCUAUUUGGGUAAUGAGAUGAUUAUUCAGAGUGGAAAUAUUGCUUUGGCGGCAUACGAGUCUUCGUGGAUAUCUUGGCCACUGGACUUGCAGAAAGAUCUGGUGAUUCUCCUGAGAGUAGCCCAGAAACCGCUGUAUUUGAGUGCUGGAGGCAUGGUCGCCAUGUCUAUACAGACUUACAGCCAGACGCUGUAUAAUGGCUACUCAAUUUUUGCCGUAUUAAACGACGUCGUCGCUUAA
This is a messenger RNA of Leguminivora glycinivorella, 1131 nucleotides long. RefSeq names its product odorant receptor 30a-like (gene Or-18). Bases 1 to 1131 code for a protein of 376 amino acids. The transcript is spliced from 5 exons. NCBI's taxonomy places the organism in Eukaryota, Metazoa, Arthropoda, Insecta, Lepidoptera, Tortricidae. Gene Ontology annotation, molecular function: odorant binding; olfactory receptor activity. Gene Ontology annotation, cellular component: plasma membrane. The record is from RefSeq and is a predicted model, not a curated record. Gene Ontology annotation, biological process: sensory perception of smell; detection of chemical stimulus involved in sensory perception of smell.